Messenger RNA from Leopardus geoffroyi (Geoffroy's cat), 2463 nucleotides. RefSeq names its product olfactory receptor 6V1-like. Gene Ontology annotation, molecular function: G protein-coupled receptor activity; olfactory receptor activity. The record is from RefSeq and is a predicted model, not a curated record. Gene Ontology annotation, cellular component: membrane. Lineage: Eukaryota; Metazoa; Chordata; Mammalia; Carnivora; Felidae. Gene Ontology annotation, biological process: G protein-coupled receptor signaling pathway.
ACAAGUUUCAGAUCAGAAUUCAAACACAGGUUCAUAGCUUGUGCCCCAAACCACCAUGCAAGAAUGAGAGGAGUCAGGAGGGGAAGGGACACACUGCAGCAGCAAAACAGCACCAGGAGGUAGGAUGCUAAUGAUCUUCUCAUCACUGGCAGGGCAGCCACCUGGUUCUGAGAUUUAUCUCCAUGACCCUGUAUGUCUUUUCUGCUUUCCAUCUUGAAUGCAUAUACUAGAGCCCAGCACCACCACCACCACUAAAGGAACCUAAUUUAUUAACACAAAACUCUGACUUCCCAUUAAUUUCAUGAUCAUAGCUAGAGAAAUGUGAAUGAGUGAGAGUCCUCAAUAAAGACAUAGCCCUGAAAGACUUGAAUGGACCCUUUAAAAGGAAUCUUGGUGCACAGUCUCUGAGUCAUGACACAGACCCCCUCCCCCAGUACCAACCCAUACUUAAGGACUUGGGGGUGACUUAUACUAAUUCUCUCUUUCUUUCCAUGUUUCCUCCCCUCCCUAUCUUUUUCUGUUUCUCCCUCUCAUACAUUUGGUCUUCCUUUCUUAAUUGUGUUCCCAUUUUGUUUUCUUCUUUCCUUCUCCAGAAAUGUUGAUGUCUGCUGCUGUGUUGUCUUCCUUAAUCCACUCCUCUCUGUUUUUCUCUCUCCAUAUCAAUGGCUUUCAAUGCUCUUAAUUCUAAGACUCCCUAAAUCUAUGAUGCUCUCAUACUCUCAUUCUGUUUAUCUCCUUUCUGUUUCUCUCUCUGUUUAUCACUUUCUGUUACCUCUCUGUUUAUCGUGACCAUCUACUUGUCUUGCUCUCCCUGUUCAUUUUGUUUCAUGAUCAGUGAUUCCCUCUCUCUCUCUCUCUCUCUCUCUCUCUCUCUCUCUCAUUUCCUUCCCAUACAGGCACCCAGCUCCUAGAUCAUGACAAAUCUGAGCCACCCUUCUGAAUUUGUGCUCUUGGACUUCUCCUCUUUUGGUGAGCUGCAAGUUCUGCUGUGUGGGCCUUUCCUCAUGCUUUAUCUUCUUGCCUUCAUGGGAAACACUGUCAUCAUAGUCACAGUCAUAGCCAACACCAACCUACAUACUCCCAUGUACUUCUUCCCGGGUAACUUUUCACUGCUGGAGACCUUGGUGACCAUAACUACAGUGCCUAGGAUGCUUUCAGACCUGCUGGCCCCCUGCAAAGUCAUUUCCUUCAAUGGCUGCAUGGCCCAGUUCUACUUCUACUUUUCCCUGGGUUCCACCUCCUUCCUCAUCCUGUCAGACAUGGCUCUUGACCGCUUUGUGGCCAUCUGCCAUCCACUGCGCUGUGGAACUUUGAUGAGCUGGGAUGUGUGUAUCCAGUUGGCAGGGGCUUCCUGGGCAGCUCCUUUCUUAGCCAUGGUGCCCACUGUCUUCUCCCAGGCUUAUCUCAGUUAUUGCCAUGACAACAUCAUUAACCACUUCUUCUGUGACAAUGCACCUCUGCUGCAACUGUCCUGCUCAGACACCAGCCUGCAGGAAUUCUGGGACUUUGUGAUGGCCUGCCUUGUCCUCAGUUCCUUCCUGGUGACCCUCAUCUCCUAUGGCUAUAUUGUGACCACUGUGCUGAGGAUCCCCUCUGCUAGCGGCCAUCAGAAGGCUUUCUCAACCUGUGGAUCCCACCUCACCCUGGUCUUCAUUGGCUACAGGUCUGGCACCAUCUUCCUUCAUGUCAGGUCUGGCAAAGAACAUUCUAUGGAAGUCAACAAGACCGUAGCCUUGGUGACAUCAGUCCAACCCUUUCUCAAUAUCUUUAUCCUUACCCUCUGCAAUGAGACAGUCAAGGCAGUGCUAUGGGGGCAGAUGCAGAGGCUUAAAGGCCUCCACAAGGCGCUAUGAUGAGCCUGAGGAACCUGGCCAGCUUCAGUCAAGUAGGUCUGUGAGGAGGCAGAGUACCAGACUGGGUGGGAAGACUACUACCUGAAUUUCUUUAGGGUUUUUCCUCUGUGCUUCUGUGUGGUAACUACAGUGAGUCCCCAGUGCUACCCUGUCUGACUCUCACAGGCCACCAUGGAAGCGCUCUCCAUACCCACUAGUAGCUACAAGAACUCUGAAAGUAGCUCAAAGCCUGGGGAGCCAGAGGUAAGACUUUCAAUAUAAGGAAGUACAUGGGCUUUCCAUUCAAGGACAGCAGCCAAGAAGUAUUCUCCGAUCAAGAAAUAUUAUCCACUGUGUGUGUGUGUGUGUGUGUGUGUGUGUGUGUGUGUGUGUGAAAUUCCUGAAAGAUUUGGGAUGAAACAUCAGCUCCACUCUCUUUCCCUCCCAACUAUAAUCUGAAAUUUUAAAAAGUCUCCAACUACUUUGACCUCAGACUCGUGGUUUUCUCUUAGCUUUUAACUAUCCUGGGUUUUGUAAAACAGCCCCAAUUUAAAAUAUUCUGCCUGUUUCUACAAAUACACUUUAAUUUACCAAACUGCAUUUCUCAGUAAAUGAUGAUGACUUCACUCAU